This is a messenger RNA of Tripterygium wilfordii, 2010 nucleotides long. RefSeq names its product ectonucleotide pyrophosphatase/phosphodiesterase family member 3-like. NCBI's taxonomy places the organism in Eukaryota, Viridiplantae, Streptophyta, Magnoliopsida, Celastrales, Celastraceae. The record is from RefSeq and is a predicted model, not a curated record. Gene Ontology annotation, cellular component: vacuole. The transcript has a single exon. Bases 144 to 1637 code for a protein of 497 amino acids.
CCACUCACCCUGUGCAUCUCUGCAACCCUUUUGGGUUACUCAACUUUUUUGAUUUCUGUCUUUAUAUCUCAUCUUCUCCAUAGCACUCGAGGAAGCCAUCACAAACAGCAUUACAGAACUUUAAAGAAGCGAAGCCGUUCACCAUGGUUUCUGAUGCUUUGAUCUCAACAAAGCCCACACCAAUCCCCACCCAAGAAGAAGACUCACCUAACCCAUCUUCAGCUCUUCUGCCUUUCAGUACUGAUUCCUCUUCUUCACCCUGUCAAACCCAGAAACGCACCACCACCGUUGUCUUCAUCGCACUCCUCGUUGUUACUAGCAUUGCUCUCUCUGCCGCAUCUGCUUUUGCCUUUCUUUUCUUCUCGCACUCACCCUACUCAUCCUCUUCUUCCCAAUCGUCAAAAUCUUCGGCAUCGGCGGCUCAUGUGGAAUCAAUUGCUCGUCCACUCACCAAACUUAACCACCCGGUUGUUCUCUUGAUUUCAUCAGAUGGGUUUCGGUUCGGGUACCAAUUCAAGACCUCGACGCCUAAUAUUGGUCGAUUGAUCGCCAAUGGAACCGAGGCCGAGAGGGGUUUGAUUCCGGUUUUUCCUACCUUGACUUUCCCCAAUCAUUACUCGAUUGUGACCGGUCUUUAUCCUGCUUAUCAUGGCAUCAUCAACAACCAUUUUGUGGAUCCGGUCACCGGCCAGACCUUCACUAUGGCGAGCCAUGAACCCAAGUGGUGGCUGGGCGAACCCUUGUGGGAGACUGUGGUCAAUCAUGGGUUGAAGGCUGCUACCUAUUUCUGGCCUGGGUCUGAGGUAAAGAAAGGCUCUUGGGAUUGUCCCAAAGGGCUUUGUAUGUACUAUAAUGGUUCUGUUCCUUUUGACGAACGGGUUGAUACUGUUUUAAGUUAUUUUGAUCUGCCUAUCGAUGAAAUUCCUGUGUUUAUGACAUUGUAUUUUGAGGAUCCUGAUCAUCAGGGUCACAAAGUUGGACCUGAUGAUCUGGAGAUAACAGAAGCAGUGGCUAAUAUUGAUAGGUUGAUUGGGAGGUUGAUUCAAGGACUAGAGCAGAGAGGGGUUUUUGAGGAUGUUAGUAUUAUUAUGGUGGGUGAUCAUGGGAUGGUGGGUACAUGUGAUAAGAAGUUGAUUUUCCUUGAUGAUUUGGCACAUUGGAUUGAAAUUCCAGGGAGUUGGGUCCAAUCAUAUACUCCAUUGCUUGCCAUUCAUCCGCCUCCGGGUGUUGCACCAUCUGAUGUCGUCACGAAAAUGAAUGAAGGUUUGGGGUCUGGGAAAGUUGAGAAUGGGAAGCACUUAAAAGCUUAUCUUAAGGAGGAGCUGCCAAGUAGACUCCAUUAUUUCGCUAGUGAUAGAAUUCCACCAGUCAUAGGGUUGAUUGAGGAGGGGUUUAAGGUGGAGCAGAAGAGAACAAAUCGAAGAGAGUGCGGAGGCGCGCAUGGUUAUGACAAUGCUGUUUUCUCCAUGAGGACCAUCUUUAUUGGCCAUGGUCCUCAGUUUGCAAGGGGGCAAAAAGUGCCAUCUUUUGAGAACAUCCAUAUAUAUAAUACAAUUACCUCGAUUCUGAACAUAAAGGGCGCUCCAAAUAAUGGAUCCUCAUCGUUCCCAUCAACUAUUCUUUUGCCUAAUCCUUGAUGGAUAUUGCAAAAGUUUGUAUCUGAUAUACUCUUCGCUGCCCAAGGACCGGCUACAAUCGUGGAGACUGUUAUGAAGCCAUGUGUAAUUUACUAAUUUUAUUUGCCAAACAUGCCAAGGGCUUUGCAGAUUAGGGUAUCAAUAAUCGUAGGGUCCUUUAUGUCACUGAAUUAUGAACAGCUGCGUAUGUAAUGCUAUGCUUAUCACUUUAAAGCGUGUUGUUGCUUCUAAUCAUAUUUCCAAACUUAUCAUUUAUUAUGAACUACGAUGUAGAGUGGAACCAGCAUCCUUAAGUCUGAACUUGUAAUUUUGUAAAAUGCGGUUGUGCUUUUGAAGUAGAAUUGAAUAAAUAUUGACUAUUUGUACAUGGUUU